UGUCUCUGUAUAAACACGUGGAAAUAAUAAAUAACAUACGUUUUUGUAACAUAUAAAAUGGAUCUUUUAGAACAACACAAGCGCAAGCGAAUAUGUCAGUGUUCACAGAAACUUAAGGCAAAUGGUAUGUAUUAUUUCAAUAAUCUCAUGAGCAAGGGCAUGUGUCAAUGAUCAAUUCUACAUUUAAACAUAAAACAAUGAUGCCUGUGUCCCAGCCAGUGCGUGCCAAGAGUUUGUUACGCGCAAACUUAGAAAAUUCUCGCGGGCGAAUUUUGCAGAGCAGAAUGCCAAAUAUCAAAGUCUUCAGUGGCACAUCACAUCCAGAUUUGGCUCAACGAAUUGUCGACAGACUCGGUAUUGACAUUGGAAAGGUUGUCACCAAAAAAUUCAGCAACCUCGAAACAUGCGUGGAAAUAGGAGAAUCCGUUCGUGGAGAAGAUGUAUACAUUGUUCAAAGUGGAAGCGGAGAAGUCAAUGACAAUUUAAUGGAGUUAUUGAUUAUGAUAAAUGCAUGCAAAAUUGCUUCUGCAUCUAGAGUUACUGCUGUAAUUCCUUGUUUCCCGUAUGCAAGACAAGAUAAGAAGGAUAAGGGUGGUGAUGGAGGUGACAACAGAAAUUCUAAGAAACAAAUUAUCAUGAAGUCAAACGAGUGGAAAUUCAGGAGUCGUGCACCUAUUUCAGCAAAAUUAGUAGCAAAUAUGUUGUCAGUAGCAGGAGCUGAUCACAUUAUUACGAUGGAUUUGCAUGCUAGUCAAAUACAAGGAUUUUUUGACAUUCCAGUUGACAAUUUAUUUGCUGAACCAGCUGUUCUAAAGUGGAUUAAAGAAAAUAUUAUAGAAUGGCGAAAUAGUAUCAUUGUUUCUCCAGAUGCCGGUGGUGCUAAAAGGGUAACAUCUAUUGCUGACCGAUUAAAUGUUGAAUUUGCUCUUAUACAUAAAGAAAGGAAAAAGGCAAAUGAAGUUGCUAGUAUGGUAUUAGUUGGAGAUGUAAAAGAUAGAGUUGCUAUUUUAGUAGACGAUAUGGCUGACACUUGUGGUACUAUUUGUCAUGCAGCAGAAAAACUUCUAGAAGCUGGAGCAACGAAAGUAUAUGCCAUAUUAACACAUGGUAUUUUCAGUGGCCCAGCAAUUAGUAGAAUUAACAAUGCUUGUUUUGAAGCUGUGGUAGUAACAAAUACCAUUCCUCAAGAUGGCCAUAUGAAGGAUUGCCCAAAGAUACAGUGUAUUGAUGUAUCAAUGAUGUUUGCUGAGGCUGUAAGGCGAACUCAUAAUGGUGAAUCUGUAUCGUACCUGUUUUCAAAUGUACCGUAUUAGAUGAAAAUCUUCCUGAUAAUAUACUCUUUAAAACUA
This is a messenger RNA of Frieseomelitta varia, 1349 nucleotides long. RefSeq names its product ribose-phosphate pyrophosphokinase 1 (gene Prps). Gene Ontology annotation, molecular function: ribose phosphate diphosphokinase activity; magnesium ion binding. Gene Ontology annotation, biological process: purine nucleotide biosynthetic process; ribonucleoside monophosphate biosynthetic process; 5-phosphoribose 1-diphosphate biosynthetic process. Gene Ontology annotation, cellular component: ribose phosphate diphosphokinase complex; cytoplasm. The transcript is spliced from 7 exons. The coding region runs from base 168 to 1313 and encodes 381 amino acids. Lineage: Eukaryota; Metazoa; Arthropoda; Insecta; Hymenoptera; Apidae. The record is from RefSeq and is a predicted model, not a curated record.